This is a messenger RNA of Encephalitozoon romaleae SJ-2008, 4275 nucleotides long. Its product is annotated as phosphatidylinositol 4-kinase. The transcript has a single exon. The record is from RefSeq and is a predicted model, not a curated record. Gene Ontology annotation, molecular function: 1-phosphatidylinositol 4-kinase activity. Gene Ontology annotation, cellular component: plasma membrane; cytoplasm. The coding region runs from base 1 to 4275 and encodes 1424 amino acids. Gene Ontology annotation, biological process: phosphatidylinositol phosphate biosynthetic process; phosphatidylinositol-mediated signaling. NCBI's taxonomy places the organism in Eukaryota, Fungi, Microsporidia, Unikaryonidae.
AUGAAGAUAGAGGUGAUGAUAAAAGGGAGUUCUGAGGAUAUAUACAUACCUCUUAUCAAAGAGACAACUGUUGAGGACAUUAAAGAAUUAUCUGAAAUGGAAGCAUAUGAUGAAGGGUUUGGUCUGAAUGCAUAUGCUCUUCUAAAAAAUUCAAGUAUAUGUUUGAAGUACAGUAAUAAGCUCUAUAAAAUGUAUAUAUCAAUAUUUCUGAAGAUUCUGGACAGCACAACCAUAAGUGAGGAGAUUGUUCCUGAUUUAUGUGCCAUAGAACCCUGUACCAUUUCUGAAGCUGGGGUCAUCAAUGCAUUCAUUGAAGCCUUGAUAUGGAAGAUUGAGAAAGGAGAAUGUUUAAGUAAGUAUGAGACAUUUAUAGAAAAGCUAUGUGGGAAGAUGACAAACAGCCUUCUCUGUGAGAUUGGCUUCUGGAAUCAAGAAGAGGACAUAAUGAACAUAAAACUCGACUUCUUGCUCCUAUCAUUAAGACUUAUCGUAAUGAUGGUGGAGGAUAAGGCAGAAAAGAAAGGGGAGGUGGAGAAGAGAAGCAUAUUUGCAUUUGCUAAGGAGUACUUUUAUAAGUCAUUCGCUUUUCUCGGAGAGAUGAAAGAUUUGGAGGAUGACAUGGCUUUUAUAUUCAAAGCAACUCUAGCCAUCGAUGCUCUAGUAACCAAGCAGGUAGUAAACAGAGUGAGUGAAGUGUUUCCAAUAGUUGAAAAUCUUCCUAUUUCCAAGAGAAGCAUGUUUGGGAUAUACAUUCAAAUAGCAAGGAUAUGCUUAUAUGAAGACGGCGCAUUGUACGAAUUGUUAUACUCCGUGUUCACGACUAGUUGCCUUAUUUCUCUAGGUGCAAAGUAUAGAAGCGAAUUUCUUGGAGUUCUAAUAGAAAUGGUCGAGCAGGAUGCAAGAAGCGAAAAAGAUAGGGUUGGGCACGUAAUCGAGACAUUCAGAAAGGUUUUCCACAGCCUUAGAGACACCGAGUCGGAAGACAGGGGCACAUUGAUAUGGAACUUUCUGAGUUUUUUAUCAAAGCUGAGGAUAAGUAAAGAUAUGGGAGACAUGAAUAGCAUUUUUUUGAAGUUUAUUGUGGGAUAUCCGGAAACCAUUGAGCUUUACUCAAACUUCAUUCUCAUCAAUGGAAUUGACUUUCCCCUUCACAGCCUUCAUGAGAUCUCUAGCUUUGGAUUUGUCAAGAGAUUUUAUUCUGUUCUGUUCAAUAAGGUUAGGCAAGGAAAGCAUGACAGAGGUCAUGUGGAUAGACUUAUUUCUGAGUUUCUCAAGUUCUUCUUAAGCACAAAGAACAAAGAACUCGUUGGAGUCCUCCCCCUUGUUCCGUAUAUUCCUGCAAGGCGAGAGGUCCUCUAUGUUCUAUAUGGGAUAUAUUCCUUUCUUUUUGAAAAUGAAGUAAUUGAGCAUGUGGACUUGUUUCUUCUCAAGACACCUGCGCUGGUUGGGAUAUCAUCGAGCAUUUAUUACAAUGUCAGGCAUUUACAUCAUUUAGCAUCGGGAUUGGGCCUUACAAAUGUUGAGCCAAGAAUGCUUGUGUUCCUCGGGAUUGUGUAUUAUUGUGAAUCCAGGAAGUUAUACAACUUCAAUUAUACAGGAAUAUUGGAAUACAUACAGGACGAGGAUGGGAUAAGAAUGUCAAGGGAUGGGUUGAUUACUGUAAUCGAGCUCAUUCAUACCGGUUACAUAAGUAGGUCACAUGAAUUUACACUUUCAUAUGUCAAUGAUCUCUUAACUAUAGCGCUUGAACCAAAGACGAUAGAGACAACGUUAGUGAUGAUUGAAAUCAUCCUAAGAAAGAUUCUCGAGAAAGAAGAAAAGAUAAUAUUUAUGAAAGAAAUUCAUCAAAGAUUUCAAAAGCUCUUUGCACUUCUUAGCACCAAAAGAUUUCUGAGCGAUAAUGUCAUCGACUCAUAUCAGGGACUGUAUAAAAAUAUAUUGGAAAAAAUCAGAUGUGCACCAAACUUCUACAACUACGUUGUGCUUUGCUUGGCAGACAUCUCUUUUUUUGAUGGGGAGUUUCCAAAAGGUCAUUUCAAGUCAUUCAAUGACUUAUACAACCAAACAUUGUCAAGGAUGGGCGUUGUAGAAGAGUUCCCAGAUAUAUUCAUGGUUGAUCAUGGAUGGAAUGCCCCUGAAAGCACAACCGAAGCAGCUUCAAGAUCAUCAUCUCUGUAUGGGAUUCAAUGCGGAAUAAGUGUUACAAGCCAUCACACCCUUAAAGGAAAAGAAGAUAUAUCAAACCCUAAGGAGGCUAAGUCACAUAACAUGUACAGUAUUAUCCAUACAGGUACCAACGAUAGUAUUGCAAGCUUGGAGAGUUCUACAGAAAAUAUUUCACUUCAUAGCUCAUCACCUAUGCAUUCAACAUCCUGCAAUGCACAGAUGAAGAUACUAGAUGAGAAUAUCAGAAAGAGGGAGAAGUCUGUUUCAUGGCUUAUCGAUGUGAUAUACACGAAAAGAAGUCAAAGUUCGACAAUAAGGAUAGUCUUAGACCUUCUGAAGCUAAGGCUCAGGAGCAUGUUUGAAUACGAGGACCUUUAUAUCCUCCUAAAAGCCUAUAACAUUCUAUCAAUAAGAGAAAAUGACUCCGAGGAAUUCCUGAAGCAUGCACUCCACAGGGGGCUAGACUUCAAAACCGAUCCUGCUAUAUGCUAUAAACUAUCGUUGGAGACAAAUGGGUUUUACAGGUUUUUUUUCAGGGCACUUCAUUUUGCAGUUUCCAAUUUUUCCAGUAAUGAAGACCUUUCGUUCCCGGAGCGAACUCAAUUGAUCUCCAGGUUUGAUACAACUGAUCUUAUACACAUACAGAAUACAUUUAAGCAGAAAAUGGUCCAAAGGCUUUUAGAAAGAUCUUCGAUUCCAUCUUAUAGAUCCUACUUCUUCAAUAUGGAAUCCCUCGGAAUUAUUGACUGUCUCACAAUAAUUAGAAGAGUAGACGACCCAUCUCUUGUAUCCAGGGCCUUUGAACGGCUUAAGGACUUUAAGGAUAGGAUGCAAUUCUAUGUUCCCCAGCUUGUUCAAAUGUUGAGACACAAAAAAGUGUUUGAAAUGACGUUCUCUGCAUUGAAGGAUCUAGCAAAGGACGAUGAAUAUGUUGCCCAUCAGCUGAUUUGGAAUUUGAAGGCAAAUUUAUAUACGGAUGGGUGGGCAGAUAAGGAUGAAUGCCGCAGCACAUUCAUACGAUGUAUAGAAGAGAUUAUGGGAGAAAUGUCAGAAGAAAGUAGGCACAUGUUUCUUAUAGAGGAGGAGUUUGUCAACAGCCUUACUAGAAUUUCUUCGGAGCUGAUUCCAUACCUCAGAUCUUCAAAAGAUGAGAAGAGAAGACGUAUAAAUGACCACCUCUCCCGGAUCAAGCUCCACUCCGGUGUUUAUGUUCCGUUCUACCCCGAGCUCAAAGUCGUCGAGAUUAUGACUGGAUCUACAAGAGCUCUCCAGAGCCAUGCUAAGGUGCCCUUUAUGGCAUCCUUUAGGGUUCAGGAUCCAAAUGGACAAAUAAGUAUCAAGCAGCUAAUAUUCAAAUCUGGAGAUGACUGUAGACAAGACAUGCUGGCCCUGCAGAUAAUCUCGAUGUUUGAGUCGAUAUUCAAGCAAGCAAAUCUGGAUAUAUUUUUAUAUCCGUACAGGGUCAUGGCUACAUCUUCAGGAACCGGAAUUAUAGAAGUGAUCCCAAAUUCAAAGUCAAGAGACCAGAUAGGGAAAGAGAAUAUCAACAACUUAUCUGAAUAUUUUGAAUACAAGUUUGGAUUCAAAGAAAGCGAGGGAUAUCUUACUGCGAUCUGUAACUUUGCCUCUAGCCUGGCAGGAUACUCAUUGGUUGUCUAUUUCCUUAACAUUAAGGAUAGGCACAAUGGGAACAUAAUGAUAGAUGACCGAGGAAGAAUGAUACACAUAGACUUUGGAUAUAUGCUGGAGAUGUCCCCAGGAAAUCUUAACAUAGAGGCGCCUUUGAAAUUAACAAAGGAGAUUGAAGAGCUCCUUGGAGGAAUAUCUGGAAAAGGAUUUAAGAUCUACCAGGAGUUGAUGAUCAAGGGAUUUCUAGCUUUAAGAAGACGGAGUAAGGACCUUGUCAUGAUGAUGGAUUCUUUUGCAGAUAGCAAGCUUCCUUGUUACAAGAAGAAUGCAGUAGAAAAUUUUAUUUUAAGGUUCAGGCUAGAGCUAUCUGACAAAAAUGCAAGGAGGUUUGUAUUGUCACUGAUAGCUGAGUCAUCACAGAAAUUUAGAACUUGGAUGUACGAUCAAUAUCAGAAGAUUACAAAUAACAUUGCUUUUUGA